AUGGGAUCUAAACUCCAACAUAAUAACAAUAGUAGUACUAUGAAGUUCCUCUGUAGUUACGGCGGCAAGAUCCUGCCUCGCCGCACCGACGGUAACCUUCGAUACUGUGGCGGCCACACCAGAGUCCUGGCUCUCCAUCCUUCCGCUUCAUUCUCAGAUUUGAUGGUAAAGAUUAGCGAGUUGUAUGGUUCGCCGGCGACACUCCGAUGUGCAUUGCCAAACGGAGACUUGGAAACCUUGAUUUCCGUCAAAAACGACGAAGAUUUGGCUAUUAUAAUCGAGGAAUACGAUCGAGCCUCUUCGUCCUUACCUCACCGGCUCAAGAUCAGAGCCAUUCUUUCGCCGCUAAACAAAUCCUCUCCUUCUCCGUCUUCUUCGUCCAGUGCUGCUCAUACUCCGUCCGGUUCGCCUCACUCCCCCGCCGGUUUCUCGCCUUGUUAUCAGGCGCAUCGGUUCGGCUGCAGGAAUUACUUGCCGGCUGUGUAUUCUAUUGGCGUCCAUAACGGAGCGGCGAAAUCUUGUUCGCCUCCCUCCUCGCCCGGUUCCCGGCCUUGCUGGUUCUGUUGCCGAAAUAUUUCCUCGGCUACGUAUCUUAUUGGCAACAGUAAUGGAGCGAUGAAAUCCAGUUCCCCUCAGUCCUCCGGCGGUUCCUCGCCGUACUUCGCUGCCCACCGGUUUAGCUGCCAUAAUUGCUCGCUGGUUCCGUAUCCUAUUGGCGAUUGUAUUGCAGCUGCAAAAGGAUAUUAA
This is a messenger RNA of Sphenostylis stenocarpa, 747 nucleotides long. The record is from the annotation of a GenBank genome assembly. Lineage: Eukaryota; Viridiplantae; Streptophyta; Magnoliopsida; Fabales; Fabaceae.